Molecule: messenger RNA, 1514 nt
Organism: Selaginella moellendorffii
Lineage: Eukaryota; Viridiplantae; Streptophyta; Lycopodiopsida; Selaginellales; Selaginellaceae
Product: pentatricopeptide repeat-containing protein At4g39620, chloroplastic
Exons: 2
Coding region: 17-1459 (480 amino acids)
Molecular function (GO): protein binding; mRNA binding
Source: RefSeq, a predicted model, not a curated record
CCCUAACCCUAGAAAAAUGGAAUGCCGCUGGCACUGCUUUGCCGCGCUGGGCUAUGGUGGAGGCGAUCACGCCAGGACGAGCGGCAGCGGGCAGCUCGCCAGGAUGAGAUUUGUGAGGGGGAGGAGGGCCGAUCGAUCUCUCUCCAGCCACCAGCAGCAACAGCAGCAGCAGCAGCAGCAGCAGCAGCAACCGGCCGUGAUGAGGAUUCUCCACGAGCUCCAAGACAAGAAGAGCAGCAAGAGCCACGUCCUGGACAAGUACGCGAGGCACAUUCCCGUGGAUGGAUUCAUGGCGCUGGUGGACGAGAUUGGCAGGCUCAACGACUGGGCGCUGGCGCUCGCGCUCUUCAAGUGGCUGCAAAAGAAUGAGGCGCGGCUGAGCAACCGGGACCUUGAGGUGGCGCACGCCAAGAUCAUCGACACCAUGGGCAAGCAGGGGCAGCUGCGGCUGGCGUCGUGGAUCUUCUCGCAGCUCCAGCUCUCGUCCAGGACCACGCCGGUGUUGAAUGCCAUCAUCAUGGCUCACCUGAGGUGCAAGAACGUUGCGCGAGCGCUGGACAGCGCGCUGGAUCACUUCGGCCACAUGAAGACGAGCGUCCACUCGUGCCCGAGCCUCGCCACGUACAACAUGCUCACCCGGGCGUGUGCGCAGGCCGGGCUCACGGACAAGGCCGAGGCGCUCUUCCUGGAGCUCCUGCGCCGAGAAGAUCUCAAGCCCGACGCCUACACUUUCAACGGGAUCAUGGACGCCUACGCCAAGAAGGGGCUGUACCGCGACAUGGAGUACAAGCUCAAGGAGAUGAGCGAGCAUGGCGUGAGGCCGGACCUUGUCACCUUCAACGUCCUCAUCGAUGCUUACGGCCGGGCGGGAGACUUUGUCAAGAUGGAGCGGACUUACAAGUCGCUCGUCAACUUGUCCGGGUGCAAGCCCUCGGCCACCACUUUCAACUCGAUGCUGGCGAGCUACGGGCAGUCGCGGGAGCUGGGAAAGAUGGAGCAAGUGCUGGUGAGGAUGGACAUGGCGGGCCUCGGCCCCGACCUGACCACCUUCAACACGCUCAUGAGCUCCUACGGCCGGGCUGGGGAGCUGGACACGAUGCGAAAGUGCUUCGACAAGAUGGUGCGGUCGCCCGUCAAGCCGCAGGUGUCCACCUUGGACGUGCUGCUGCGGGCCUACGCUGAGCACGGCCUGGUGGACGAGGCCGAGGCGCUGUUCAUCAACGCGUCCAAGCUCGACAUCAAGCCCGCCGUGUCCUCGUACCUCAUACUGUUCAAGGCCUAUGGGGAGGAGCGGCAGCUGGACAAGAUGACAGUGCUUAUGUCCAAGAUGGAGCAAAGCGGAGUGGAGUCGGGUCAAGAGUUUUUGCUGCAAGCACUAGAAUCUUAUGCGGCCACGCCUCAUCCCACUACUGCUCCUCCGGUGAUCGAAGAUAGAGAUGAUAAUCAAUCAAACCUCUAAGUGUAUCAUAUGUUCCAACGUCACAUUCCAUAAAAUCCCGGUGAUCAUGUCCAUA